Acromyrmex echinatior (Panamanian leafcutter ant) is the source of this 2888-nucleotide messenger RNA. It is a transcript of the gene kermit, whose product is annotated as PDZ domain-containing protein GIPC-like protein kermit. Lineage: Eukaryota; Metazoa; Arthropoda; Insecta; Hymenoptera; Formicidae. The record is from RefSeq and is a predicted model, not a curated record. Gene Ontology annotation, molecular function: protein binding.
CUGUUUGAUGCGAUAAACGUUGGAGUUGAUUGUCUGAAAUAGCAAAAUCCUCUCCGUAAUUUAAAUCUCAGAUUUCGAUCUAUGAUCGCGAUAUUGUUAUCUCGUGCGAUUAAAUGAAACUUAAAACUGUGGCAUGUGAAUAUUUAAUAAACAUUCUCAGACAUUUUUCUAUCAAAGAAGGGGAAAAAAAACAUACAUAAAAAAACAUACAUGUAAAACGACCGAUAUAGUUUCUCAUUGAAAGAGGAUUAUUCAGGCAGAUAAUGAGUACCGUAUGAAAAAAGACUAAAGACGGUCUGGGUGGCAUGAAUCGAAAACGAGGCAACUGACAAGGAAGGCUUGGUUUUGUUUAAAAAGGCGUAGAAACCGCUUGCGUUUGGAGAUUUCUUUGCGAGAAAGACGUCGGUUUCCUGAGUAGAUAACGACACGUCGCACCCGAGAGACUCGAGGAUGCCGCUGUUCAAGGCGCGGAUCACGCCGAGAUCGCCGGUAACGGAGAAGGCUGCAAAUGGUAUGCAGUAUUACAACCAUCAGCAUCAUCAGCAUCAGACCGGCAAUGACAAUGGUCAUGACAACGACGCGAAUGAUAACGGUACCGGUAGCCGAUCGGGAAACGGUGCUCCUCCUCUUCAACACGAACAGACGAGAUCGCCACCCCGAGACCCGCGGCCGUCGACGUUGGUCUUCCACUGCCAAUUGGCCCACGGCAGUCCCACAGGACUGAUAUCGGACUUCAGCAAUGUCCGGGAACUGUACCAGAAAAUUGCCGAACGUUACGACCUACCUGCGGAGGAGAUUCUUUUUUGCACGCUCAACACGCACAAAGUGGACAUGACGGAGCUACUAGGCGGGCAAAUCGGCGUGGGCGACUUCAUAUUCGCACAUAAGAAAGGCCAACCGAAAGAAAUCGAGUUGGUGAAAACGGAUGACGCUUUGGGCCUGACGAUCACUGAUAAUGGUGCCGGCUACGCUUUCAUAAAACGUAUAAAGGUGGGUUCUGUGAUCGACAGGAUAAAGGUGAUCGAAGUGGGCGAUCAUAUCGAGAGGAUCGACUCGACCAGCCUCGUCGGCAGGCGACAUUUUGAAGUGGCGAAGAUGCUGAAAGAUAUACCGAAGGGUUCAACAUUUACAUUGAGGCUGGUGGAACCGCAGAAGAAUGGCUUUGGUAGCAUCGGACCGCGUGGUGAUCUCAAAAAAGGAAAGAAGCUUGGCUAUGGAUCUGGCAAGGAGACCUUGAGAUUCAAGGCUGACGGUAGCGCACAAAUCGUAGAGCAGAUUGAUGAUGCCGCUGCGAUAGGUGUCGAAAAGAUUAACACUAUCUUGGAAAGCUUCAUGGGCAUCUCUGAUACAGAGUUAGCGACACAAAUCUGGGAACUCGCUGAGGGUAAAUGCAACAGUAUAGACUUCGCCGAAGCGAUAGACAACUCCGACUUGGAAGACUUCGGUUUUACUGACGAUUUUGUGAUCGAAUUGUGGGGCGCUGUGACGGAUGCCAGAGCAGGCCGGCAUCGAUGACGCGAGGAUCAAUAAUGUAAUAACAAUCGUCGAAUAAUGAAGCGAUGAAAUUAUCUGUGAACGAAGUGUUUUUCUGAUUGAAGAAGAUGACGUUCGUUCAUUUUCGUGUUACCGUAAUCCAGAGGCCUGGACGUGGGCGUUUAGCGUCAAUCGUGAUUACAUUUCUCUUUGAACAAUUUUAUUUAAAAAAUGGCUGCGUUCAGCAGAAAAAGCAGCUUUUGUAAAAUUCUUUAACAUGAUUGAUUUAUACAUUUAGCUCCAGUGAGGAGCUAAGAACAAAAGUUAAAGAAUUAAUUUUACAGUUGUAAAGCUGCUUUUUCUGCUGAACGUAAUCAACGAAUGAUUUGAUUUACGAAUGUUCCUCAAAUGCGAAUCGAGCUGGCGUAUUCGAUCCUAGAUGCGUGGCAAAGAUGUAGGCUAAAAUCUACAAUAUAUUCCGUAAUAAUUGUAUCAUACACUGUGUCAUAUGGUAAAAGCGUAGCAACUCAAAUUGGAAAAUAGAAGACAGAUAAUUCUUUACAGAUUGCGCAGAAAAUCAAUGACAAUAUUUUCGAUAUUAUUCGAAAGAUAUUAUCUUAAAGAAUUGUAUUAAAGAAGAAUUUAUUAUUGUAAAUUCUUUCUCUUCUUUUGUAUUAAAAUACCGAUCUUAAUUUCCUUAUUAUAACGAAACAAUUCUGUUCAUUCAAAUCGAUAUCGAUAUCCCUAUAAAAAAAAGACGCGGAAAAUAUCUGUUACUGACUACUAUAAUAUUAAUUAUUCGAACGACAGCGUAAACAUGUUGAUUCGCAUUAUCAAAUGACGUUAUUGCGUUGGUAUCGCGCGAUAUCAAUAAUAUUAUUCUAACAUGAGUCGUAUUAGUAUUCAUUAGUAUCAACCCAGGCAACAGGCGUGUCUAGAAGACAUCGCGAAGAUGUCUUUAGUUUGAUAAAGAAUGUUUGAAAAUCAAAGACGUCAAACUUGUCUUUUCAAUUAUUUCAUAAGAAGUCUCUCAAAAAUUGUAGAACGUCUUGAUGUCUUGUAAGACAUUUUAAUGUUCCCCGAGCAUUCAGAUGUUAUAGUGAUAAGAAUGGAUUAAUAUAUAUUUUAAUACAUAUUUAAGUUCAUGCAAUAUGAUUAUAAGAGUGCGAGAAAUUAUUAUAUUCAUUUUCGAGAAAAGUCUUUAUAAUAAAGGCAUGAUCUUUAUUGAUUUCACACAUCGAAUAAAUAUUUAUUAUGAAACCAAACGUCUUGAAGACUAUUUAUAGAAUGUAUAUUACCAGUGUAUAAAAGUUGAUGCUCGCUAUCUAAGAUAACGAAGGUAUUUGGAAAUCAGUCUUUUGUUGAACACGUAUAAAAAACAGACCCAAAUAAAACAAAGAAUCAUGACCUCAUAA